UGACUUUAUAAUUGAUUCAACACUCGAAUAUAAAGUUUCUAUGCGGUUUAAAAUUGUUUCUAUGUCGUUUAAAAAAUGUUUAAAAAUGGCUUAUUUAACCACUUUUGAAAACCUCAUCAAGAUAAGAUCCUAGAUCUUAAAAGUCCGGUGCAAACUUCGCCAGCACCUGUUUGCAUUGCUGGCUAAUUUUCGCUUGACUGACUAUAGGACAAAGGAAAUGUCAAAAUGGGAAAUGGACUUUCUGACAUUUCCAAUGUUUGAUGGUCAGUCGAGCAAGAAUUCGCCAGCAAUGCUGGCAGGUGCUGGCGCAGUUUGUUUAGUCUCAGUCUAGUCUAUUUGAAAUCUUUUUCUCAAGAUAAUUCUAUUCUUUCCUGUAUAAAAUAGAGCAUCCUCGGAAAUCCAGGGAGUCGAGACUGACCGCGACGCACUGAUGAUCCGAGCAGCCUUCCAAGAUUAGCAACGCUAAAAAUGUUCUUCUUUUCAGUUGAAAGCACAGACAGUGGACAAAAAGGAAAUUGCUCAACCCGCCAUUGUUUCGUGUUUCCUGUGGUCCACCAGCGAGCUCAGGAAUCCAGAGGGACUAACAAGACCAAACCAUUGACAGGCAGAGCAGGCCAAUCAGGACGCCAUUUUAUGCUCCCGCUCAAUGUCGAGUCACACAAAGAAUCCAUUUCCAUCGGCUAAUUGAAGCAAGUAACUGAGAAACCCUCAAUCAAAUAUCAUUAACUUCAAUCGUGGAUGGUCAUUUUGAGGUUUCCUCGAAAAAAACCCAUUGAAUUUUCAAUCAUAAACAAUAACAAAGGAGAAGUUGUCAUUGUCUCAGUGCUAUGUUGACAUCACUUGAGAUAGGCCUGACCGUCGCCUUUACGUGUCUCGUCAUCACGGACCUGGUGGGUAACACCCUCGUCAUAUGGGUCGUCGUGCGUUACCGAAUGAUGCGAACGCCAAUGAACUAUUUGCUAGUGAACCUGGCUAUUGCGGACAUGAUGUUUGCCCUGUUUAUCACCCCGCGAUUUAUCUUCAACCAUACGUUUAAGCACCCACAAGGCACUGCAGGCCACUACCUCUGUGUCUUCGUUACUGGUGGGAACUUGACUUGGACAGGCGGCGAUGCGUCCGUCUUUUCCCUUGUUGCCAUAGCAACUGAGAGGUACUUUGCGGUGGUGUGGCCAUUGAAUAACGAGCGGCGCAUCACGAGCCGAAAACUUAAGUGCCUGGUCAGCGGUAGUUGGAUGUUCGCAGUGCUCAUGACCUUCCCGUUAUACACUUCGGUCACGUACAGCGAGACGGAGCACCAAUGUGCCGAAGCCUGGGGUCACGUGAGCCACGCCAAGGCCUACAGCAUGUGCUGCUUUCUGUUUUUGGGCGUGAUUCCGCUGACCAUCAUGGCCGGGUUGUACUCGAGAAUCACGCACGAGCUAUGGUUCAAGGGCGCGCGCGUGACAUCGCUCACGCAACGCAUAGUGCUGUCACGCCGUAAACGUGUCACGCGGAUGGUGAUCAUUGUGAGUAGUAUCUACGCGGCCACUUGGAUGCCAAAUUUAACGAGCUACAUUUUGAACUACUACCACCCUAACUUUGCCUACGGAGACACGUUCUACUUGGUGUCUAUCUGUUUAGUGUCUGUGAACAGCACAGUUAACCCAUUUGUGUACACGCUGCAGAGCCAGAGGUUUAGACGCUGCGUGAAGGAUAUCUUAUCAAGCGUUUGCUGUGCCUGUCCACGGAGGUGGAGAGUAGAGGGUGUGGUCGAGGGACGAGUCAACAUGGGUCUUGAUGGCCAAGAUGACAGUGCAAUGCUAGAGCUGCAAGUUAGGAGUGAGAGAUCGAGCUCACCGUAAAAAAAAGUUUUGAAUCAGAAGGGAUGUCGGGAGUGAUCAAACAUCAACAAGGACCCAGCGCUCUCAUGUUUUUGGUCGACUAAAUAAGCCACAAAGCCUUUUAGAGAGCGAAGGCAAAAUCUGUUGGGUCUUCGAGUAUGGAUAUAAAAACUAAAGUAGUUAUUCUAAAUUAGUAUAUAAAACUCGGGAGACACGCAGGAAAAAGCGAUUUGAUUGGUUGAGAAAUUCGGGAUAAAAUGCAAUAUACACCUCCUAGGAGGUGGAUAUUUUCCUGCGGCCGGAAAUCAAGAAAAAUGGCGGGUGUAACAGCCGAUUUUCAAGUGUUUCCGAAAAGAAAAUUGCAUUGAAGCUCGUUUUAUAUACGAAAACAAUUAUACUAUUUCCAAUUUGGAGGAUUGUGGCUUUAAAAAUAUAUACCACUAUCCACCUCAAUAGAAAUGGUAUAAUUGGUAAAUAUCAUUAUUCUAAAAUAUCACCAAUAGAUAAUACAAUUAACAAAUUUACUCUUGUUGCGGCGACAUUGCAUGAAUCAUUGGAGGGUUUACGUUGUGAAAUAUAUUAUCAUAUUAUGUUUAUUUUUCUAAUAAGUGUUUCUAUGGUUACUGUGAUGUCAGGCUUGCGUCAUGCUGCUAAUAAGACAUUUAAGAAAAACGGAAUUAAAAAAAGCUUUGCAAAAUGGGGCCAAGGAAAAAAAAUCAACAAAUAAAUAAGAACGGACACAACAAGUCAGGCCUGAUUUGUUCUGCGCGAAUUUUAAUUCACUUUUUGGUGGUUUAGACCAAAAAGUUUUUGUUUCUGCUACUUGUGAAACAUGCGUGACUGGAUUACACACCUGUAUUUCCUUGGCAACACUUACAUCAGACAAGCGUCAUAACUAGGAGUGUGAAUUAAAAAUUAGUUGUGAAA
Messenger RNA from Nematostella vectensis (starlet sea anemone), 2747 nucleotides. RefSeq names its product substance-K receptor. Lineage: Eukaryota; Metazoa; Cnidaria; Anthozoa; Actiniaria; Edwardsiidae. Gene Ontology annotation, molecular function: G protein-coupled receptor activity; peptide binding. The coding region runs from base 828 to 1841 and encodes 337 amino acids. Gene Ontology annotation, biological process: G protein-coupled receptor signaling pathway. Gene Ontology annotation, cellular component: membrane. The record is from RefSeq and is a predicted model, not a curated record. The transcript has 2 exons.